Lodderomyces jiufengensis is the source of this 921-nucleotide messenger RNA. RefSeq names its product putative amidotransferase. The record is from RefSeq and is a predicted model, not a curated record. NCBI's taxonomy places the organism in Eukaryota, Fungi, Ascomycota, Pichiomycetes, Serinales, Debaryomycetaceae. Bases 1 to 921 code for a protein of 306 amino acids. Gene Ontology annotation, cellular component: nucleus; cytosol. The transcript has a single exon.
AUGUCUGAUCAAGUAAUUGAAGAAGAACCACAUAUAGCUAUAUUAGUAUUAGAUACACCUAUACCUAAAAUAAGUGAAGUAUAUGGAGAUUUUGGAGAUCAAACGAUAGAAUUAUUAACAAAACCUUCUACUCCACCAUAUCAAUUAAAAAAAUAUCAAUUGAAAAACGAUAAUUUAGAAGAAUUAGAAAAAGUUUAUGAAAAAUUAAAGAAAAAUAUUCAACUGAAUUUAAUUCAUGGAUUUGUACUUACGGGAUCAGGAUGUGACGCAUUUGGUGAAUACAAGUGGUUAAUUCGAUUCAAAUCUUUUUUAAAAAAUGUUAUUAUAAAUUUACAAAAACCUAUAGUGGGGAUAUGUUUUGGUCAUCAAAUAUUGGCGUUAGUAUUGGGUUGUAAAAUAGAUAGAAAUAAUGAAGGUUGGGAAUUAGGUAUAACUACAAUCAACUUAAAUGAUGAAAUUUACAAAAUACCAAAUUCUCCAUUUUUGGAAUUAAAUCAAAGACAAAAUAUAGAUUCCUUAGAUGAUCAAGCAUUGGUACUUUUUGAACACUUAAAUUUAAUUGAAUUUCAUCAAGAUAUUAUAUAUGGUGGUAUUCCACAAGGUUUUGUAAAUUUCGGCUCGACUUCAAAAUGUUCAAUUCAAGGAAUGAUCAGUCUACCACAACAACCACAACAAUCACAACCAAUAGAAGAAAUCAAAUUAAAAACUACAAAUUAUAAAAUCUUGACAUUUCAAGGACAUCCUGAAUUUUCAACUCCCUUUGCAUUAGAAUUAUUGAAAUAUAAGUUUGAAUUGGGUCUUUUAGAAGAGAAUCAAUACGAAAAGGCUAAAUAUCAUACUAUGAGUUUAAAUAAUCAAGGUGAUUUGAUUGGGAAAGUCAUUUGUAAAUUUUUGUUCCAACAAGAUGAUAAAACUGUAUAA